AUGUCAGCUCCCGCUGCUGCGCCGAAGCACCCAGGCAAGGUGUUCCUGGACCCGAGUGAAGUAAAGGACCACCUUUCCGAGUACCGCAUCGUGGACUGCCGGUGCAGCUUGAAGAUAAAGAACCAUGGCAGCAUUGAGUACGCAAAGGAGCACCUCAAGGGCGCCAUCCGCGCCGAUGUGGACACAAACCUCUCCAAGUUCGUGCCGGGUAGUACCGCCCGGCACCCGCUGCCGCCCUGUUCUGAGUUUAUCGAUUGGUGCAUGGCGAACGGCAUGGCGGGCGAGCUCCCGGUGCUCUGCUACGAUGACGAGUGCGGCGCCAUGGGCGGAUGCCGCCUGUGGUGGAUGCUGAACUCUCUUGGUGCCGAAGCGUACGUGAUCAACG
Molecule: messenger RNA, 385 nt
Organism: Leishmania braziliensis MHOM/BR/75/M2904
Lineage: Eukaryota; Euglenozoa; Kinetoplastea; Trypanosomatida; Trypanosomatidae
Source: the annotation of a RefSeq genome assembly